Molecule: messenger RNA, 745 nt
Organism: Anneissia japonica
Lineage: Eukaryota; Metazoa; Echinodermata; Crinoidea; Comatulida; Comatulidae
Product: short-chain collagen C4-like
Exons: 1
Source: RefSeq, a predicted model, not a curated record
AUACCAGGUUAUGUUGGUGGAGGCUGGUAUAACCAUAAAGGUGCUGGAACAAACUCAUUAUGUUUACCAGAAACACCUGAAUAUGAUAAAGAUUUGAUAACUAACGCAGUUGAUUGGCGGUCUUUGAUAUACGGUGCUGAAUUUGGCGGAAACUUACAAAACUAUGACCUCGUGUGUGCGGUGUGCCUUGUGCGUGGCAGAUCAACCACUUUGAUGAUUCCUGCUAAACUCACCUGUCCUUCAGGCUGGACCAAAGAAUAUGGCGGUUUAUUGAUGGGAAGUUACAAGAAUUAUAAUGCUCAUGAUUAUAUUUGCGUUGAUAAAAAUACUCAGGGGCGACCUGGUUCUGCUGCGGACAAGAACGGUGCGAUAUUUCAACCUACUCAAGGAAAAUGCGGCUCGCUCCCUUGCCCACCGUACGUUGAUGGGAAUGAGUUAGCGUGCGUUGUAUGUUCCCGUUAAUAAUUUAUGGCGUAGGUAGGCUAUUAUGUUUUUUCGGCAGCCUUUAUGAUGUUCUGCCAAAAAUUUAUAUGCUCUAUAUAUUAUGCCUAACAGAUGAUUUUUAAAUUUAUUUUAAACUUUUCGGAAUAAUUAAUGUUUUUUGCACUUCCCGAAGAUACUUAAAUUCGUUUGCCGAUGUUCUUACACUUCUUCAUUUUACUAAGGUCUCCUGCUCAUGGUAAUUUAAAAGUACCGUACACAGCAAAAGUAAUCAUUGGCACUUGAAGAUAACUAAUAAAAUAUA